Lactuca sativa (garden lettuce) is the source of this 1635-nucleotide messenger RNA. RefSeq names its product phosphoglycerate kinase, cytosolic. Gene Ontology annotation, biological process: gluconeogenesis; glycolytic process. Gene Ontology annotation, molecular function: ADP binding; ATP binding; phosphoglycerate kinase activity. The record is from RefSeq and is a predicted model, not a curated record. NCBI's taxonomy places the organism in Eukaryota, Viridiplantae, Streptophyta, Magnoliopsida, Asterales, Asteraceae. Gene Ontology annotation, cellular component: cytosol.
CAACCCGUGACGCCCAAACCGGCCUUUUUUUCCUUGUGGUCCAUACACAUUCUAGAAAAGAAUACCAUAAAAGAAGAACACGGUCGCUCAUAAAAGCAUAAAAAAAGCAUCGAUCCAGUUGAUUCUUUUCUCUCGAUCUCACAACCUCAAAAUCAUCGGAAGCUAAGAUCUAAGUAAUCGUUUUUGUUUGUGAGAAAUGGCGACAAAGAAGAGCGUAAGCAGUUUGAAGGAAGGAGAUCUGAAGGGGAAGAAGGUGUUUGUUAGGGCUGAUCUUAAUGUACCCUUGGAUGACAAUUUUAAGAUCACCGAUGACACACGUAUCCGCGCCGCCGUCCCUACUAUCAAAUAUUUGAUGUCCAAUGGCGCCAGAAUCAUCCUCUCUUCUCACCUGGGACGUCCAAAGGGUGUUACACCAAAAUACAGCCUGAAGCCACUUGUGCCUAGACUCUCCGAGCUCCUUGAAAUCGAGGUCAAGAUGGCAAGUGAUUGCAUAGGUCCAGAAGUUGAGAAACUGGUGGCUGAGCUCCCAGAGAGGGGUGUUUUGCUUCUUGAAAAUGUCAGAUUCUAUAAGGAGGAAGAAAAGAACGAUCCUGAAUUUGCAAAGAAGCUUGCAUCACUAGCAGACCUGUAUGUUAAUGAUGCAUUUGGCACUGCACAUAGAGCACAUGCAUCCACAGAAGGUGUCACAAAGUACUUGAAACCUUCUGUUGCUGGAUUCCUCAUGCAAAAGGAGCUUGACUACCUAGUUGGAGCUGUAUCCAAUCCCAAGAAGCCAUUUGCUGCCAUUGUUGGAGGAUCAAAGGUAUCAAGUAAAAUCGGUGUGAUCGAGUCAUUGUUAAAGAAGGUUAAUGUCCUUAUUCUUGGUGGAGGUAUGAUCUUCACUUUCUAUAAAGCUCAAGGCCUCAAAGUUGGAUCUUCACUUGUGGAAGAAGAUAAACUCGAUCUUGCAAAAUCACUUCUUGAAAAUGCCAAGGCUAAAGGGGUGUCUCUGUUACUCCCUACUGAUGUUGUAAUUGCUGACAAGUUUGCUGCAGAUGCCAACAGCAAGAUUGUUCCAGCCAAUAGUAUUCCUGAUGGCUGGAUGGGAUUAGACAUUGGUCCAGAUUCCAUUAAGUCAUUCAGUGAAACUUUGGAUACUACUCAAACUGUUAUCUGGAAUGGACCUAUGGGUGUGUUUGAGUUUGAGAAGUUUGCUGCAGGAACAGAGGCUAUUGCAAAGAAACUGGCGGAGCUUAGUGGAAAGGGGGUGACAACCAUCAUUGGAGGUGGUGAUUCGGUUGCAGCAGUGGAGAAGGCUGGGCUAGCUGACAAGAUGAGCCACAUCUCGACAGGUGGCGGUGCCAGCUUGGAGCUUCUAGAAGGAAAAACACUUCCAGGUGUGCUCGCCUUGAAUGACGCUUGAGCCCCUGUCUUUUGAUCUUGUUUUUGGUGUUUUGAACCAGGGUCAGAAAAAUGUCAUAAUGGAAACCAACUUUUGCGGUUUUUUGACGGUUUUAAGUUUAGAGUAGAAGUUAAUAAAAAGGUCAUGUGAAGGUGUGUGUGAACAUAUUGUGGCCUUUGUUUUUUUGAGUAUUCAUAUGGUUCUUGAGUUGGAAUCAUUUUCCCUUAUAUGAAUGACACGUUGUAUUGGUGAUU